Prosopis cineraria is the source of this 1035-nucleotide messenger RNA. RefSeq names its product GDSL esterase/lipase At5g62930. Gene Ontology annotation, molecular function: hydrolase activity, acting on ester bonds. The coding region runs from base 125 to 853 and encodes 242 amino acids. The record is from RefSeq and is a predicted model, not a curated record. Lineage: Eukaryota; Viridiplantae; Streptophyta; Magnoliopsida; Fabales; Fabaceae. The transcript is spliced from 6 exons.
CGAUUGGUCGUCAGUUACCUCAUCUGCAGUACAAGUCAGAAACAUGUUGCUCAAUUUUUCGGACGUCUGAUUGGUGAUCAAAUCGCUGGCCCGAGCGAGGAAGCUUGGGCAGUUGUAACUUUCAAUGAGGCCUCAGAUCGUGUUGUUUGGAGAUUCGUUAACGGAGCAAUCCUUCCGACCUGGUGGAUGGGGUGCUGCUCUUGCCAACUCCUAUUCUCGCAAGGCUGAUGUCCUCAUUCGUGGAUAUGGUGGAUACAACACAAGAUGGGCUUUGUUCUUGCUGCAUCACAUAUUCCCUCUGGUCUCGACCAAACCUCCUAUUGCUACCACAAUUUUCUUUGGCGCUAAUGAUGCGGCUUUGUCAGGAAGAGGUAGUGAAAGGCAACAUGUACCUAUUGAAGAGUACAAGGAAAAUCUUAGAAAGAUUGUUCAUCAUUUGAAGGAAUGCUCACCAGCUAUGCUAAUUGUGCUUAUUAGUCCACCACCAGUUUGUGAGAAAGGCCGUGAUGCUUAUGCAAGAUCUCUCUAUGGCGAGAAUGCCAGAAAACUGUCAGAAAGAACAAAUGAAGUAACAGGUGAAUAUGCAAAAGCUUGUAUUGAGACGGCCGAGGAAUUAGGUGUUCGUUUUAUCAAUCUUUGGUCCAAAAUGCAAGAGACAGAUGGCUGGCAAAUGAAAUUUUUAAGUGAUGGGUUGCACCUUACGCCAGAAGGAAACGAAGUAGUGUACCAAGAAGUCACAAGGGUGUUCAAUGGGGCGUGGCUUUCUGCUGAAGAAAUGCCAUACGAUUUUCCUCACCACUCACAAAUUGAUGGCAAAAGUCCUGAGAGUGCUUUCCAGCAAAAAUGUUUGUGAAUGGUGACAUCCACAGACCCUUUGGGGGUCGAACUUUCAAUACAUUGUACUGUGCUCAAUUUGGUUGAUUCCGUUGGAUUUUCUUCCUGAAAUAAGAUAGGUUUUUGUGUUGACAUAACAAGAUUGGAGUUUAUUCCUGACCGAAGUUGCACCAUUAAGAAGCAUUUAUAGAGUUGGCUGCA